AUGUCGUCAAACAGCACUGACAGCAGUGGGGUUGGAGGUGGCGGAAAAGACGACGACCUCGAGCUGAUCGUGGCCGUUGUCGCGUUGGUCAUCUCCGUCCUCGCGUUCAUCAUUGCCAUUUUCCAAGCGCUGCAGCAGUAUUAUGCGUCAGCUACGGGGUAUUCAUCAUGCACACCAAAGGUCAUGGGAGAUUGGGCGCAAUUCACGCGGCGCAUCUUCAAAUGGUACGAAUUCCGCUUCGAGGUCGAGUUCGAGACCCCUGUCAUCUUCGUCGCGCCGCCGACAAACCCGAGGGGACCGUUGGGAGAGCACAAACACAAGGAAAUUACCUACAUGGUUGGAACACCGGACAGCUACAAGAAGACAUACACUUGGGACCAAGACCAGUAUAACCAGAUCGACAAGAGCUUGCGGGCUGGUGACACCCGACAGGCUAUCCAUACUGCCGACAACGAACUCGCCAACUGGUUGGGGCUCUUGAUGGCAAUUCAGCGCAUGGAGAAGGAGUCGCGAACAUGGCAGGACAACGAGUAUUUCGGCCAUACCCCACAAUGGCAAGAACAGACGCAGUGCCAUCCCAAUCCGACCAGCACAUUCGUCCCGUACACCCUCACCGUCGGCAUGCAGAGAAAGAAGAAGUCGUGGGAUAGCAUGCCCGACAACAUGAAGAAGCCAUACGCCACCACGACCAUCUCGCAUCUUGUGGAGAUGGCGGCCAUGCUGGGAAUCUACUGGAAAGAAUUCAAUAGAAACGAGGACCGCUACCGUGCUCAAGGAAACGGCUUCAUGAUCACUGGGUACGACGUGGAUGACUUGGGAGUCGUCUUUACCUUCCAGAAGACGGGACCGACUUGGUUCCAUGAGAACCGCGUUGUCCCCCACAACAGCGUCAAGGAGCUCUGCUUUGGUUACUGCCCAACGAUAUUCCGCCAGCAGAAUAGCAGCAAUCACAAAUACACAGACGAACCCAAGGACAUUGGUACAUUGCAACUAGGAAGCAUGUCAGCCAUUGCGGAGACUCUUGUUGUGCUCGGCUGCAAUACCAACACCGUCAAGUAUUUCCGAAAGCCGACGUCUGACACGCGACACACCCACCUCUUUCCAAUUGCAUUUGAGCUUCUCGGCAUGACCGGUGUCGCCCUCCAAAUCCCGGGCACCGCCUUUCGAAUGCUCCCCAACCCAACGAUUUGGCAUUGGGAUAGAAAGUCAUUCUCACUGCGCACGUUCCUGGGCGAUUUUGUCCACGGUAUGAAAGAAGCCUCUUCUAGUGACGCGAUGUUCAGUGAAGAAGUCGGAUCAUACGUCGCCACCAUUCACAAGGAAGCUGCCAAGAUUGAAGACAAGUUUCAAGAGCUUGAGGCGCGCGACGGACCGGAGGCAAUCCUGAGGCGCACUCAGAAUGUCGAAGAAAGAAUCUUCUCCAACGACCUUGUCAUGUCUCUUCACUCCGCUAUCGCCAAGUGCGACGAGUUUCUCAAGAACCAAGAACGCAUUACGUUGGUUCAGAACGUUGUACGCGUCCACUUCCAGGAGGUAUUGCGUAUCUUGAACGACAGGGAUGGGGAAUACAAAACUGUUGUUGUAACUCCAGCCAGCAGGAGCGCCAAGGAUAUGGUUCAAGAGUUGGUUGUGCCUGGGGCCUCGCCCAUGCCAAAGACACAGGAGGAGACCGCGGAGAGUCGGAAGGAGAUUUCCCUUCUUCAGAAGCUGGACUCAGCCUCUUCGAGCGAGAGACACUCGGUCUUGGUCGAGAUCUAUCUCCUUUCAGUCCGAAGGAGGGUCAUUGAAGUAGUCUGCCGUCAUUUGAAGCACGAACAGGCUCGAAGGGGACGAGGUGCGAGAUCAAUCGCCUCUGAAGCUUCCUUGGAGCCCCUCUCAAAAGAUCAAGGGCAGCAGAUCAGCGAUAUCUGGUGCAUGUUGGUGUUUCGCAUGGUGUGCUGGCUGCUUUUGCAUGAUUUCCAUGGUAAGGAUAUCCAAGUUGAGAAGAGCGAUGUGUUUGGUAGCCGGAUGCCGGUCUACAUCACUUAG
Messenger RNA from Colletotrichum siamense, 2028 nucleotides. RefSeq lists its product as uncharacterized. The coding region runs from base 1 to 2028 and encodes 675 amino acids. Lineage: Eukaryota; Fungi; Ascomycota; Sordariomycetes; Glomerellales; Glomerellaceae. The record is from RefSeq and is a predicted model, not a curated record. The transcript has 2 exons.